Spea bombifrons (plains spadefoot toad) is the source of this 1813-nucleotide messenger RNA. It is a transcript of the gene CIAO3, whose product is annotated as cytosolic iron-sulfur assembly component 3. Bases 37 to 1464 code for a protein of 475 amino acids. Gene Ontology annotation, biological process: iron-sulfur cluster assembly. Gene Ontology annotation, molecular function: 4 iron, 4 sulfur cluster binding. Lineage: Eukaryota; Metazoa; Chordata; Amphibia; Anura; Pelobatidae. The record is from RefSeq and is a predicted model, not a curated record. Gene Ontology annotation, cellular component: cytosolic [4Fe-4S] assembly targeting complex. The transcript is spliced from 11 exons.
CCACUUUAUCACGCGCUUUGCGGUAGUGUGGCGGAAAUGGCGUCUCACUUCUCCGGUGUGCUGCAGCUCACUGACCUGGAUGACUUCAUCGGGCCCUCGCAGGACUGCAUCAAGCCCGUUAAGGUUGAGAAGAAGCCGGGGAAGGCGGCAGCCAAGAUCCGAAUUGAAGAUGACGGAAGUUAUUUUCAAAUCACUCAGGACGGAACCUCAGAAAAACUGGAAAAGGCAAAGAUUACGCUUAACGACUGCCUGGCCUGCAGCGGCUGCGUCACGUCUGCGGAAAGCGUUCUGAUCUCGCAGCAGAGCCACGAGGAGUUAUACAAAGUCCUGCGUCUGAACGAGACGGAAGAUUCCUCCCAACACAAGCUGGUUGUCGUUUCUGUGUCUCCGCAGUCUCGGGCGUCCCUCGCGGCCAAGUUUAACCUGAGCGUCUCGGACACGGCGCACAAGCUGACUGCCUUCUUCAAGCAGCUGGGAGUCCAUCAUGUUUUCGACACCACUUUCUCGAGGAACUUCAGCCUCCUGGAGAACCAAGAAGAAUUCAUAAAGCGCUUCAAGCGACAGAAGGAGGAAAAGACUCUCCCCAUGCUGGCUUCAGCCUGUCCAGGAUGGAUCUGCUAUGCAGAGAAAACUCAUGGAAGUUUUAUUAUCCCGUACAUCAGCAGCACCAAGUCCCCGCAGCAAGUGAUGGGGUCCCUGGUUAAGAGUCACUUUGCGCGUGAAAAGAAUUUAAAACCCGACCAGAUCUACCACGUCACAGUCAUGCCCUGUUACGACAAGAAGCUGGAAGCCUCCAGACCAGACUUCUUUAGCCAGGAGUAUGAGACCCGCGACGUGGACUGCGUGAUUACGACCGGCGAGGUCAUGCGGAUGCUGGAGCAGGAGCGAGUGUCGUUAUCGGAGGUCAGUUCUUCGCCCCUAGACACACUGUUCAGCAGCGCAGUGGACGAGGAGCCGCUCGGACACGGAGGCGGCGGAUCAGGCGGAUACUUGGAGCACAUUUUUAAACACGCGGCCCAGGAACUGUUUGGCGUCCGCGUGGAUCACAUUACAUACAAGCCUUUAAAGAAUAAAGACUUCCAGGAGGUGACGUUGGAGAAGGAUGGGAAAGUGGUUUUGCAGUUUGCGUUGGCCUACGGGUUUCGAAACAUUCAGAACCUCGUCCAAAAGCUAAAACGAGGCCGCUGUACUUAUCACUACGUGGAGGUGAUGGCGUGUCCCUCAGGUUGUUUAAAUGGUGGAGGGCAGAUCAGAGCAGAAGGGGAAGCCAGUAAGGAUCUUCUGCAGCGGGUAGAGCAGCUCUACGAGACGGUGAGGCCUGAGCUUCCGGAGGAGAACAGAGCUGUUCAGCAUCUCUACGAGCGGUGGCUUGGGGGCCGUGACUCUGCGCAGGUCGUACAGACUCUCCACACUCAGUACCACGCGGUGGAGAAAGUAAACACGGGUCUGAACAUUAAGUGGUGAGUCUGGGACACCCAGGAUCCUCAAAGGGUUUGCCAGCCAUCAUGGCGCGGAAGGACCGUUCUACAGCUCAGGAAACCUACGUUAUCGGGCCGUGCUUCGUUGAGUCUGCAGGGGCCGGUCCUCAGAAUCUAAAAAGGCAAAUGCCUGUAGGGGCUAUAACGAAGCAGAAGACCACCUUUUACAAACCGCUGAUGGACAUUCUCAAAUAAUGUAGUACUCACCUGGAGCCUUCUGGUCUGAAGAUCUGAUCCCGCUUUGUGGGGACAGUGCUAAUAUGUAUUUAAACGCGUCUGAAGGUCAUGAGUGUUGAUUUGAUUGCAUAACAAAAUUGAUUUUGUUAAUUCAGUAA